AUGUACCCACCUGCACAUGCAAUCAGUUUGACAAUGACUGAGUUGUCCAAUAACAUGCCAAGCACAGACAGCACGCAAUUAAGCCUUACCAUGACCUCAAUCUUACAAUCAACUACGAAUACGAAACUCGAAGAGGAACCGGCAUGCUAUGCCAGAAGAUUAGCGGGUCGACUCCAAGCUUCACGUCUCCCGAAGCGGGUUGAUCUUGCUCCCAUUCCCCAGACUUCACGGGAACGACUCGAUGCCUCCUUGGCUGAACUGCCUUUGCGCGUAGGUGCGCUUUCGUGGUCAGAAAUUCAGAACGCAGAGGAGAAGGGUAAAACGUUCCUAUACCUAGCGUACGGGUCGAACCUCUGCAAUGAGACUUUUCGCGGCGUGAGAGGAAUUAAACCGCUGAGCCAGAUCAACGUGCUCGUUCCCUCUUUACGUUUGACCUUCGACUUACCUAGUAUACCGUACAAUGAGCCGUGCUUCGCGAAUUCUGCCAUCCGACCGACCGCGCCUGGUUCCAUGCCGAAGCCCUCCUCGAACGCGCCUCCUUACCACAAAGACCGAUGGCACAAGGGUAUGGUCGGAUGCGUGUAUGAAGUUACGGCAAGCGAUUACGCUCAUAUCAUCGCGACUGAGGGCGGCGGUGCAUCUUAUGAGGACAUUCUUGUCGACUGCUAUCCCUUGGCACGCGCCGAUACGGUACCCGACCACCCCUCCACCAUGCCCUUCAAAGCACAUACCCUAUUUGCACCAGUCAAUCCUUCAGCCUCCUCGACAUCGCGCUUCCAUCGUCCCGAUCCUUCCUACGCACAGCCUUCUGCGCGCUACCUUAAGCUUCUGACCGACGGCGCUGCUGAACUUGACCUCCCGACUGAGUAUCAAGAAUAUUUGAACGAUAUCCGCCCUUAUACAAUCACGACGCAGAGACAGAAGCUAGGCAAGAUGCUCUUUCUGGGUGCCUGGAUGCCGUUCGUGGUCUUCCUGAUGCAGCUAGGGAAGAAGUUUGCGGACCCGCAGGGCAGGGUCCCUGGGUGGUUGGGCUUACUUCUAGGAUGGGUCUUCCAGGCUAUGUGGAUAAGCUACGAUGUGGCUUUCAGGCGAGUUUUUGGCGAUGGCGAAAGGACUGAAGGUUUGGACGACGAUGUCAACAAGGGAGAGGAGAGGGUGGAGUGCCCUUGGAGCGAAUUGUGGAAGGAAGGAAGUGACGGUGAUCAUGCAGCCGAAUUAACGGGGCUAUCAUAG
Periconia digitata is the source of this 1233-nucleotide messenger RNA. The record is from the annotation of a GenBank genome assembly. NCBI's taxonomy places the organism in Eukaryota, Fungi, Ascomycota, Dothideomycetes, Pleosporales, Periconiaceae.